Molecule: messenger RNA, 1569 nt
Organism: Triplophysa dalaica
Lineage: Eukaryota; Metazoa; Chordata; Actinopteri; Cypriniformes; Nemacheilidae
Gene: dhrs7
Product: dehydrogenase/reductase (SDR family) member 7
Exons: 7
Coding region: 358-1374 (338 amino acids)
Molecular function (GO): oxidoreductase activity
Source: RefSeq, a predicted model, not a curated record
UGUUUUGACUUAAUAUGUCGACAGACAACAGCGUACCAGCAGCACUUCAUAUUUAACUAAACGCGUAUGUCAGAAAAUAAACGUAAUCAUAAACAGUGUAACCGCUGCAGUGCGCACUAUAAUGACAGAAUCUGAACCCGGAAGGUUUUGAAUGAUACAGCGGGUCCUGCCGGGUCGUAUGCGAUUUUAAAUCCGCAGAUCUGAUACGGAAGACGCAUGUUGUAAUUCACACACAGAGCUUUCAAGCGCUCUGCUUGCGCAAGGAGCACCAACGUUAUCAGCCAGAUACACUUUAACCUCCGUACUUGCUUCGGGAGUUUGUAAAGUCUCUAAACUCUUGCGUCAGCGCAGAAUAAAAUGGAUGUGUGCUGGUCAUGUGUGAUUGUCUUAGGAAUCGCCGUUUAUGUCUUUACGCAACUUCUUCGCUUCAUUUUCGGUGAUGCCGAUCUGACUUUAUUAUGGGCGGAGAAGUUCGGCAGCACACCAGAGGCAAAGUUGCGAGGCAAAGUUGUCUGGAUUACUGGAGCAUCCAGUGGUAUCGGGGAGGAACUGGCCUAUCAAUUCUCUGCGCUUGGUGCUCGUCUAGUGCUGUCUGCCCGUAGAGAGAAUGAGCUGGAGAGGGUGAAGCGCUCAUGUUUAGAGCGCUCCUCUUUAAAGGAUGAGGAUAUUCUUGUUAUUCCCCUCGAUUUGACGGACCGUGCAUCGCAUAAGGAAAAAACGCAGACAGCUCUGAAGCACUUUGGUGAUAUAGAUGUGUUGAUAAAUAACGGUGGUCGGACCCAGCGGUCGAUUUUUAUCGACACAGAUGUGGAUGUGUACGAGGCACUUAUGGAGCUCAACUAUCUUGGCACCGUAUCUGUCACUAAGCAGGUGCUACCCCACAUGAUGCAUCGUGGUAGUGGUAUCAUAGCAACCGUCAGUAGCGUCGCAGGCUUUGUAGGGGUACCACUAGCAACAGGGUAUUCUGCAAGCAAGCACGCAGUGCAGGGUUUCUUUAACAGUCUCAGAACAGAACUCGCAGAUUAUCCAAACAUCACUAUCAGUACAAUCUGCCCCGGACCUGUAAUAUCAAGCAUCGUUCACAAUGCUUUCACCGAGCAGCUUGAGAAGCCUGUUUCCAAAACUAGUGAUCAAACGCAUAAAAUGUCUACAGAGCGCUGUGUCCACCUCAUACUGGUAGGUCUGGCCAACCAUGUGAAAGAGAUGUGGAUUGCUCAACAGCCCUUUCUGUUGUUCUGCUAUAUGUGGCAGUACACUCCCACUUUGGCUUGGUAUUUCACAAAUAUUCUGGGUAAAAGGCGUGUGCAGAACUUCAAAGCCGGACUGGAUGCAGACUCGGCAUACUUUAGCAAGCCAAAGAACAAGACCACCUGAAAUUGUAAUAUUUUCAUCUUAUUCUUAAGUAUAAAUGUGUGCUUUUCUGAACAAUCUUGGAGUGGAAGGACCAAAUCAACUAAAACAAAUCUAUUAAACAAGGAUUUAGACUCCCACUAUUUAAAGAAAAAAGGGAAUAUUUUGCUUGCUGUAUUAAUAACAAAUUCAAAUAAUAAAUAUAAAGAUUUUGCCGUU